This is a messenger RNA of Tripterygium wilfordii, 3342 nucleotides long. Its product is annotated as nodulation receptor kinase-like. Bases 387 to 3167 code for a protein of 926 amino acids. The record is from RefSeq and is a predicted model, not a curated record. The transcript has 15 exons. Gene Ontology annotation, molecular function: protein binding; protein kinase activity; ATP binding. Lineage: Eukaryota; Viridiplantae; Streptophyta; Magnoliopsida; Celastrales; Celastraceae. Gene Ontology annotation, biological process: protein phosphorylation.
GAGAGGGACGUAUGAAUGAUGGUCGAGGAGGAAUGGUUGCUCCGUCCAAUCAUUUAAAAAAACCUUGUUAAUUAAAUAUACAUAUUGGACUAUACGACUUCUUAAUCACCCCAAUAAUCAAACCAUGAAAGUGAUUAUGCAAUCUAUAUUAUUAAUUAAUCAUAUUCUAACCAACCAACGUUCCUUUCCUCUCCUAGUGCUUUCUGGGUAAUCUCCUCAUUGGAAGUCAAACACAGUUUUCCUUGAGAACUUCUUGAUGAAUUUUUCUUACAUGGUCAUAUGAUUUUUGAAUCUUUGUUCAUGAUCAUGACUUGUAAGACAUCUUAGUUGCUCUGAUUAUGAGUUCUGUAUCUCCAGAUGGGGCGAGUUCGGUUUAAGAUGAGACGAUGAUGGAUGCUUGGAUAUCUAGACGGAUUGAGUGUUGUUUCUUUCUCCUCCUUGUUUUUAUCAGAUCAGUUUGCACACAGGAAGGUUUUGUGAGCAUAGCAUGCUGUGCAAACCAAAAUUUUACAGAGCCAAAUACUACAAUAGCUUGGGUAUCCGAUGAUGGAUGGUUCCAUGAAAGAACAAAUUGCAGCAACAUAAGCCGGCCACGAGAGAACGGAUAUGACAGGGCUCGGAUUUUCGAUAUUGAAUCAGGGAGAAGAUGUUAUAGUUUAAAGACAACUAAAGACAGGGACUAUCUGAUCAGGGGCACAUUCCUUGUUCACAAAUCUGAGCAGCCUCAGGGAUCUUCUUUUGAUGUUCAGAUUGGUGUUAUACCACUUGGUGUAGUGAACCCGUCAGACGACUUGGUUUUGGAGGGGAUUUUUGGAGCUACUAAUGAGUAUAUCGACUUCUGCUUAGCCAAAAAUAAGGGAGAUCUCUUCAUCUCAAAGCUUGAGCUGAGGCCGCUGGACAAUGAUUUGGGGUAUCUGCAGGGGAAUUCUUCCGGUGUUCUGAAAGUGGUCAAAAGGGUAGAUCUGGGAAACAAUGGAGAAGAAGAUGUCAGGUACCCAGAUGACCAAUAUGACAGAAUUUGGAGAAUACCUGAUCCUCAGACGAUUUCCCCAUUGUCAUCAAAACGGAGUAGCAACAUUUCCAUCUACAAUGCUAAUGUGACAGUGCCAGCGAAAGUUCUUCAAACAGCAGUAGCUGCUACUGAUUUGUUGCAGAUUUUUCACAAUGACCUUGACACAGGAGAUUAUAACUACACCGUGAUCCUCCACUUUCUUGAGCUCGAUGACUCUGUCACAGUAGGGCAAAGAGUGUUUGACAUAUACAUCAACAGCAACAAGAGGGGGGCGAGUUUUGAUAUAUUGGCUACUGGGACUAAAUAUGCAAGACUUGCUCUGAAUUUUACAGCUAAUGGGUCUUUAAACCUGACAAUGGCCAAGGUCCCAAAUGCGUUUGAUGUUGGACCCAUUUGCAAUGCUUAUGAGAUAUUGCAGGUGCGCCCUUGGGUUCAAGCGACUAACCAAGACGAUGUGGGGGCGAUAAUGAAGGUGAGAGAUGAACUGUUGGGGCAUAACAAAGAGAUUGGGCUAUGGGAUGGAUGGUCAGGAGACCCAUGCCUUCCUCCUCCUUGGGAAGGUCUAACCUGCUCUACCAGCAAUGGUUUCUCAGUCAUCACUGGACUGGACCUUUCCAAAAGAAAACUUCAAGGACCUCUUCCACCCAGCAUCAUUGAGCUAGCCUACUUGACAAAUUUGAAUUUGAGCCACAAUCAUUUCAAGGGUGAAAUCCCGGCAUUCUAUGCAUCCUCCAUGUUGAUCUCAGUGGAUUUAAGCCACAAUGAUCUUAUAGGGCUUCUUCCACUGUCUUUUACUUCACUUCCACAUCUGAAAAUUCUAUACUUUGGGUGCAAUCCCAAUCUCACCAAAGACCCUAAAACCAGCUUCAACAGCCAAAGCUAUAUGACAGAUUCUGGAGCAUGUGGUGGUAGCCAGAAAUCAAGACGUUCGACCAGCAGAAUCAUGAUUGGCACUAUCGCUUCUGGAUCCUUGCUCAUCACAGUUGGAACAAUUUUCGCUUGCUUUUACAGGAGAAAAUAUGUUGGUAGGGGAAAAUAUGAUAAGAAAUGGAGCCCGAAGAUGAAGAAUGCUGUAUUCUCUCUACCCAGCAUAACUGAUGUUCCUUUGAAGGCAAUAACUAUUCAAGCAUUUACUCUGCAAUACAUUGAAGCUGCCACCCAGAAGUACAAAACAUUGAUCGGUGAAGGAGGUUUUGGAUCUGUGUACCGUGGCACUCUUACUGAUGGCCAGGAAGUUGCAGUGAAAGUCCGGUCAUCCACCUCAACUCAGGGUACCCGUGAGUUUGAAAAUGAGCUAAACCUUCUUUCGGCUAUUCGACAUGAAAAUCUUGUACCUCUUCUUGGUUAUUGUGGUGAACAUGACCAACAAAUACUGGUUUACCCUUUUAUGGCUAACGGGUCUCUGCAAGAUCGUCUCUAUGGGGAAGCAGCUAAAAGGAAAGCUUUGGACUGGCCAACCAGACUUUCUGUGGCUCUCGGUGCAGCUCGAGGUUUAACACAUCUACACACAUUUGCUGGGCGUAGCAUCAUACAUAGGGAUGUCAAAUCAAGCAACAUACUUCUGGAUCACAGCAUGUGUGCUAAGGUGGCCGACUUUGGCUUCUCAAAGUAUGCACCCCAAGAAGGUGACAGUGGCGCUUCUUUGGAAGUACGAGGCACAGCCGGGUACUUGGAUCCAGAGUACUAUUCCACCCAGCAUUUGUCUGCUAAAAGUGACGUGUUUAGCUUUGGUGUGGUUCUGCUAGAAAUUGUAAGUGGUCGGGAGCCUCUAAAUAUACAGAGGCCACGGAAUGAGUGGAGCUUGGUCGAAUGGGCCAAACCCUAUAUAAGGGAAUCAAAGAUAGAUGAAAUUGUGGAUCCUAGCAUAAAGGGAGGAUACCAUGCUGAGGCAAUGUGGAGAGUGGUCGAGGUGGCAUUAGCAUGCAUUGAGCCCUUCUCAGCUUAUCGGCCAUGCAUGGCUGACAUUGUCCGAGAGCUCGAAGAUGCUUUGAUAAUAGAAAAUAAUGCAUCUGAAUACAUGAAGUCUAUAGACAGUUUAGGAGGAUACAGCUUGGCAGGGUCCAAUCGCUUCUCAAUUGUUAUACCACCCACUCUUCCCCAAGUAGAACCAUCACCAAUUAACACACAAGCUUUGGCUCCUCCAGAGCCAAGAUAGUCGGGGUGUUAAUCAUAUUCAUCAAUCUGUUGAUUAUCAGUUUAGUCCACAUCACAAGAUAAAUCGUAAAUGUCACUAAAUGAUACAAGAUAAAAUGAGGUUUAUCCCCAGAGCAAUUUUAUUAUGGAUUAUCUGACUGUUGUUCAAUUAAUAUUAUUAUUUUUUGAUGGAUCAA